Messenger RNA from Schistocerca piceifrons (Central American locust), 921 nucleotides. Its product is annotated as odorant receptor 43a-like. The record is from RefSeq and is a predicted model, not a curated record. Gene Ontology annotation, cellular component: plasma membrane. Bases 1 to 897 code for a protein of 298 amino acids. NCBI's taxonomy places the organism in Eukaryota, Metazoa, Arthropoda, Insecta, Orthoptera, Acrididae. Gene Ontology annotation, biological process: detection of chemical stimulus involved in sensory perception of smell; sensory perception of smell. The transcript is spliced from 5 exons. Gene Ontology annotation, molecular function: olfactory receptor activity; odorant binding.
AUGGUGGCCUCCGUCGGCUGGCUGGGGGCCCCUCUCGUGUCCCGCGCACUGCUCGCAGCCUCAGGCGAGUCCGGGGAAGUCCCGCGCAAACUGCCGCUGCCUGUCUGGCUGCCCCUGGACGUCCAGGCGUCGCCCACCUACGAGAUACUCUACCUCUUAGAGGCCUACACCACCACGCUCACUGGUCUCGUCACCCUCUGUAUAGAUGUCCUCUUCAUUAGACUCAUGCUCAUGGUCACCGCCGAGCUUGAAGUUCUGAACUACAAUGUUUCGACUAUGGCAAAGGGGCGUGAAAAAAAUUCAGACGAUCUAUAUAACCAUGGUCAUAAACAGAAUAUGGAGACCCAGGACUUUUACAGGAGAGAUAGAGCACUUCAGAUGGCUGAAACAGUCUACAAACAUGGCUCUAAUUUCCAGUUGUACCAAGAAUUAGUGACCAACGUUCGCCAUCAUCUGAUUAUCCUCAGGACCGUCGACUUAUUGGAGGCAGCAAUGAGCAAAUCGAUUAUAAUCCUUCUCCUUAUUAAUAUGGGUGCUUUAUGUUCUAAUCUCCUCGUUGUCGGUGUGCUGUUGCAGGCUGGUGGUGGAGUGACACGACCCCUGACUCUGACCGCCAUGAUACCCUUCCUGCUGUACCAGACUGGCAUGUUCUGCGUCUUCGGGCAGUUGGUAACCGACCAGAGCGAGAAACUGACGAUCUCUGCAUUCAGCUGUGGAUGGAACGAGAGUGACGCCCGUUUUAGACGCAGCCUGCUGAUCUUCAUGGCGAUGGUAAAUCGACCUCUGGAGAUCACUGUUGGGAAAACCUGUAAACUAUCCAGAGAGAUGUUCCUACAGGUGCUGAAUGGAUCGUACACGUUGUUCAAUAUGUUUUAUCAAGUGCACAGUACAUCGUGAAAUGUCGGCACUGGCUGCAUUCUG